Cricetulus griseus (Chinese hamster) is the source of this 866-nucleotide messenger RNA. The record is from RefSeq and is a predicted model, not a curated record. Lineage: Eukaryota; Metazoa; Chordata; Mammalia; Rodentia; Cricetidae.
CCCACGCCGCCACCGCCGUCCCAGAGCUUGGCACCCGGGCGUCCCGAGGUGCAGCCCUACCGCGAGCCGGCUCUGCGUCCCCGCAUCUUGCUGUGUGCCCCUCCCGCGCGCCCCACGCCGCCUGUGCCUCCCGAACCCCCAGCGGCGCCACGAGAGUCCCCCGUGCGCCCUGCGCCCCCCACGCGCCCGGGGGAAAGUUCCUACUCGUCAAUUUCACAUGUAAUUUACAAUAACCACCCGGAUUCUUCCGCGUCGCCUAGGAAACGGCCAGGCGAAGCGACCGCCGCCUCCACGGAGAUCAAAGCCCUGCAGCAGACCCGGAGGCUCCUGGCCAACGCCAGGGAGCGGACGCGGGUGCACACCAUCAGCGCAGCCUUCGAGGCGCUCAGGAAGCAGGGAACCCGUCAGGCCUCUGCCUGUCAUUGCGAUCUACUACCCUCCCAACCAGGAAGAAACGGCAGAGGGGGCUGUGUGGCUGCUGGCAGAGAUACAGGUGGGAGAGAGUCCCCUGGUUUAGGGAGAGGGGGUAUGAGGCAGAUGGUCAGACUACAGCACUUGCCACCAGCCCAGCUGCACCGGAGCCCUCCUUGCUGCCUCAUCUGAAGGCCAUGUGUGUGCAGCUGGGCCUGGCCACGUGCAGGCUGCUCCCUGCCAGGUGGGAGGGGUCCGAGGGAAAGGCCAGCUGUAUUGGGUGGAGGACAGAGGGCCUGAGCUGUGGGACUCCGUUCCCUGGCGGGACCCUCCAGCUGUGCCCACCUUUGGUAUGUCUAGACUGUGGGUGGUUUUGUUCUCUCCCUUGAAGCUCCUUGAUGUCCAUGGAGAAGUGGCAGCAGUAAACUGUGAUAGGCCCUUAUCGGCUGCCUCUC